Folsomia candida is the source of this 1641-nucleotide messenger RNA. RefSeq lists its product as uncharacterized. Bases 296 to 1375 code for a protein of 359 amino acids. The record is from RefSeq and is a predicted model, not a curated record. NCBI's taxonomy places the organism in Eukaryota, Metazoa, Arthropoda, Collembola, Entomobryomorpha, Isotomidae. The transcript has 3 exons.
GCGGUUGAUCUGCAUGGAUGGACAAGUUUUGCUCUUCUUCUCUCUUAAAACUUGGCUUAAUUUUUUAUUACUCAACAUGUAAACGUAUCCAUGGAAACCUGUUUAAAUAUUUAAGGGUGGAGGAGUCGGCUUACUUGCUGGAUUCCAGACAGAAAUUUUUUCCUCCACAUGAAAACAUACAUUAGAAAUCCAAAUACACCAUACAACCACAAAUCGUGGAAAAUUUGUUUAAAAUUAAUCACGGCAUUGUAAAUAAAUUUGUGUAUUUUCUCGAGUUUUAUAAACUUAUUGCAAAAUGGACAGACCAUCAAAAACUAAAAGGACCUUCUGGUUAAUUGCUGUACCAAAAGGUACUAUAAACUCGAGUGUUCAAAGUAAAACUGACUGCGAUGCUGGAAUUAGAAAGUGGCUAAUUUACGAGUCUAGAAAAAACAUUGAUCAAGCGUGGGAUAAAAUUAAAGGUGCCACAGAAUCAGGACAACUGACAGAUAUUGGGGCUAAAGUUUCUACCCGAAAGAAGAAAUCGGCUGAAAUCGGUGGUGGAACAAGUGAUCACGUAAUUUGCAUUUACACCAAGGAUACCGAAGAGCACAAAGAUGCCGUUCGACAAGCCUUGUACAAUCUUGGAUUUGUCCGCUAUCUCCCGUACAAGACGGACGCUGCCACAACCGCGGGAAUAUACACGAAACAAUUUACCCCCACAAAAGUUGCUCACCAUGAUGACGAUUCUUCCGAAGAAAGUGAUGAACGUCCCUUAUCCACCUCUACCUCAACGAAGCGAGCGUACCCAAGCCCUUCCACCUCUUCCGCAUCUAGCCCCAAAAAAGAAAAACUAGAAUCUCCAUCAUCUCACCAACAUUGGACCCCGCCCACCGGUAAUCCUAUCAAGGUGUUAAUCACAGAUAAUUCCGCUUACAGAUGCAAUGGCCAAAGAUUCGUCCAUGUGCAACAAUUGUAUCCGCUCCUUUCCGGUAAGCCGCCCGACGUCUUGUUCCCCAUCGACCAAUUUGCCCGUGUAAGCCAAGCUUUCUACACCUUAUCCAACACUCGUCCCACACGGGAAGGAUCUGACAAGACGGUAGUCGUCUUAGACGAGGAAGACUUGGCUGUCAAAAUUUGGGGAGAGCGAGUCUCCCAGUUUGAUGGGAAGUUUUCAAUCGUCAUGCAACACAAGAAGAACAAGAAGAAAGUCCACUUUCUCCAGUCGGAUGGGAUAUUUUGCUACAAAAGAUUAGAAUGGCUACGAACGAAGGAUGAUGUGGACGGUGAAGAUAAAUUUUCGUCGGAAGAGAAGCCCGAUGAGGAAGGUGACGAUGAAAACGAUGCUACUGGGGACGAAUGGUCCGUACAUUUUGCGGGGGAAGAUUCUGAUUAAGCUACUUUGUCGUAAUUUCAUACCUUCCAGCAAGGAAUUAGUCGCUGAAUUUAUAAGCCCCUAAAUUUCAUAAUUUUUGUGUUCAUACUAUUAAGCGAAACAACUUAAGAAUUAUUUACAAGCAAUUCAAAAUUUUUAAGCCAUGUUAAAAUUUAUUUGACACUAUAUUUAUAAAAGAACCUGUAUGAUCACAAACGAAUAUACCAAUACUGCCUGUUUGAUUAUGUUAAUAAUAAAUUUUGCACAAAUUGUAUGUACUUUCUUUA